This is a messenger RNA of Schistosoma turkestanicum, 1222 nucleotides long. The record is from the annotation of a GenBank genome assembly. NCBI's taxonomy places the organism in Eukaryota, Metazoa, Platyhelminthes, Trematoda, Strigeidida, Schistosomatidae.
AUGCUUAUUUUAUUAUAUUUCAAUAGAGAAGAUAUUACUUCAGGAAAUUCUGAAUGGAUUGAAGAAGCUCGUUUAGACGGUCAUACCGAUUGGGUACGUGAUGUUGCUUGGUGUCCAAGUUUAAAUAUUUCACGACAAUUAAUUGCUUCAUGUGGUCAAGAUGGUCGAUUAAUCAUUUGGCAAUCCACAUCAACUAAUGAUAAUAAUGAUAAUCGUAUAAUGAUGAAUACACCAACAGCAACAACACCAACUAUAAACAAUAAUAACAAUAAUAAUAAUAAUAGUAACAAUAUCAAUAAUAAUAAUAAUAAUCCUAAUUCAAAUGAAUUAUUAGAAACAAAAGAUUUUCAACCUACACAAUAUUCUACAUUUUGGCGUCCAACCAUUCUAUAUACCUAUUCAGAUGUUGUAUGGAAUGUUUCAUGGUCUGUAACUGGGAAUAUUUUAGCCGUGUCUGGAGGAGAUAAUAAAGUUACACUUUGGAAAGAAAAUUUAGAAGGAACAUGGAUUGCUUUAAGUGAAAUAGCACGUGGUGGUCAUGGUAAAUCUAGUUUAAUUGGAACUGAAGCACAUAGUCAGACAUCUAAUCAAUCGACCACACAAUUAACUGCUACUUAAAACUCAAUUAAAUAUGAUCUUCUCUCUCCCUGUGCAUGUGUGUGUUUGGAUGUGUGAAUGUUGUAUAUGUAUUUGUGUGUCAAUACUAGUUUUUCUUUUGUUGUCCUGUAUACAACUCACUGGUUUACAAAGUAUUUUUUGAUUUAUAUUGUAAUCUACUCAUUCUGGGUGUUUGUUUCGCGUUCUGUAUGAAUGAGGCUGAUCCGGUAUUAUAUAUACAUAAGGUUAGGUGUUUGCUGCCAACAUUUAUUUCUGUAAUUGGUUUUGUUCACUAUGUAAAAUUCUUUUGACAAUAUUCACGACCACUUCUUCUAUAGUUACCUAUCUUUUAAAGUGAAUAAAUAUUCAUCUUUUUUUUUAGAAAAAAAAGGAAAUUUUCUAAUUUAUUUUAAAUUAAUUAAAUGUUUCUUUCAAACAAAUGUUGUUCCACUUCUUUUUUUUUAUUUCUCAUCUUGAAAUUUAUCAUCUGCUUUAAUUGAAUUUCUUCUUUCUUUUCUUUUUUCUAAAUAGCUUAUUAAAUAUAUUUGUUUUUACCUUAGAAAAUAACUCUAAUCAACUUGUAAUCAAAUGAAAUGAAAGUGAACACUAUAUAUAUAUAUAUAUA